GUAGCACUCCACUCAAAAUCAAUCCGUCCGUCUGCUUUAUACGACAUCAUCUUCUUUCCAUAUUUUAUAGUAGUAUUUAUAUGUAUGUGCAUUGAUUUGGAGAAUAACCCAAUUACAUCCAUCUUCCACAUUUAUGAAUUUGAAAUGGGGAAUUGCUUGUUUGGAGGAGCAUUAGGACCCGUAGACGUAACCGCCAUCGGAGAUGAUGGCUGCGACGGCAACGGCAACGGCGCGGCGGUUAUCAAAGUGGUAACCACAAACGGUGGGAUCAUGGAGUUCACUUCCCCAAUCACCGUGGAAUUCAUCACCGACGAAUUCCCCGGCCACGGAAUCUUCCCGAGCCGGAAUUCCGACCAAGAAAAUCUGUUGAUGAUGGUCAGCUGUUGGUAUUAUUAUUACAAGCAGCCUUUGCCUCGGAAUCAGUUACUUGAAGCCGGAGAGUCUUACUAUCUUCUCCCUCUUGGUUACGGUGACAAAAAUGGCCGUAAUAUUGCUACGUGUCCUAAAGCUAUUGGUGGACAUUCUAGGUCAAACAGUACUGCCAGUCCAGUUUCUGAAUCUCAAGUUGUUGAUCAUCGUCAUCAUCACGCGCCGUACAGGAUGUCGUUCGAUAGCCGGGGAAUUUGGAAGAGAUCACAAACGCAGGAAUUCUCUCCACGCGCCAGAAGUGCAAGUAAGAAUAAAUGUGGUAGUAGCAAUGGGUUUUGGAAAGUGAAGUUGGUUAUUAGUCCAGAACAGUUGCUGGAGAUUUUGUCACAGGAGGCUCGGACGCAGGAGUUGAUUGAGAGUGUUCGAACCGUGGCUAAAUCCAGGAGGAAUAACACUGCAGGUGGCGGCGGCGGCAGCAGUGGCGGAGUAUCUCCGAUUAUGUUUUCCGGUACUCUCUCCGGCACCGGUAGCAAUGAGAGCAGCAGAAGACAUCUUUCCUACUCCUCCAACAAAGAUGACACACUGAUAGACUUCUUCUGAGUUGAUUUAAGGAUUCAAAUGUUCCAUCAAUCCCCUCUCUUAUAUUUUCUAAUUUAUUAUGCUUUUGAAAUGUGCACCACUCUUCUCCUAUUAUCUAGC
Messenger RNA from Oldenlandia corymbosa var. corymbosa, 1068 nucleotides. The record is from the annotation of a GenBank genome assembly. NCBI's taxonomy places the organism in Eukaryota, Viridiplantae, Streptophyta, Magnoliopsida, Gentianales, Rubiaceae.